CAGCAGCGUCCUCCCAGUCGAUGGUUGGCAGUCCUAAGCUAGUGUUAGCAUUGAUGUAGUGAAGUACGUAUUAUUUUUCUCUUCUUUCCAACAAGGCGGCCUGAGUGUCGUGAUGAAGACCAGGUGACAGGUGAUGCCAGUGUUUGGUGCUCCAGCUGACAACACUUUAAUUUUUCGAUUACCGCUGGACCAUUUGCAGGGCACCAAAGCUCAUGAUGGUUUGCCAGGGUAAUGCACACAACGCUGCUCUGAUUCCAGCUUAUGCGACUGAACUGUUCUUCCAUAUGUGAAAAUAUACCAGAGUGAUAUAUUGGAAAAACAAAUGUGGUGCAGAAAGACUACUAGGUUAACUGACAUGAAAUUCUGAAAAAGAGGGAACAAAGGUACGUACAUGUUGAGACGCCUAUGUCACAAGUAUCUCAGGAAAUGAUGGAAGAGAGCAAGGGUGUCAGGAUUGGUGACAGCCCAAACUGUUACUGUCCUCCACAGCUCUGUGUGUGGCAGUUAUCAUGCCGCCACUGCCACUUCAACUGCCGCUGUGGCACAUGUCAUUGCUACCACUACCAAUAUCAGCGCCGCAACCACAACCACCACUACCAACAUCAAUAGCAACAACAAUAAUAACAGCAUCCACUUUCAUCCAAACGAGCUAAGGUAUGUGAAGCAAGGAGCAGCUGGAAGAGAGGAAAACCUUCACUCGUGAAAUAGAGGUAAGUGUUCGUAUUGACAACACAGGAGUGAUGAACACGAGUGAGGCUCUACAGUCCACUCGCCGAGAAUAUGAACAAUUCCUGUGGUUAUGAUAUCUAAGCUGGACGGAGCUCGCUGCAGUGGAGACGUUAACGGGAUUAUUGUAUAACUUUGUUUAACAUCUCGCCUUGCCCCAUCGUGGCAGUGUAAGAUUUUAGGAGCAUGGAGGUGAUGGGUUGCUUCAAGAUUCCGCAACUUUCUGUGGCUUUGAUUUGCAGAAAGACAAUGGAUGUUACAUUCAGACAUGAACAUCAGUCCUCAAUAAAGUGUUCGUUAAGAAGCUAACUGCCACUGUAACUCUGACUGAAAAGCAAGAGCCAGGAAUUAAUUAAGCUCUGAAAUCCCAUUAAAUUAAUUUGAUUGAACUUCAUGUGAUCCCUCGAAUUACCUGCAAGACUUGUCUAAUCUUUCCCUUUGACUCACUAAAAGCAAUGUUUGUAAGUCUGCAGUGACAUCAUGUUGCAUUGAUAUUAUCUAAUCUGAGGGAAGGAAAACAGGAAUUCAGAAUAUUGACGAUUUAAGACUUGUGAGAUGAAGACACGCACGUAUCAAUAAACAAAGAAAAAAUAACAAUCAUCCGUGAAAACUAAACACAAUCUACGUUACGCAAUCAGCAAGACGUAGCAAUCCUGUGAAGAUGACCUCGUCGACUUCAGCAGACCCCUCCUCCUUCGCGGACAUGCCGAUGGUGAACGCAUCUGAUGACUAUCUUCUGGAGGCGUCAUUUAACGAUAGCGUGAAUGGCACCUGCGAUGUCUGCUCCUACAUUGAGAGCAAGCUAGGCAAGCCGAGACUGAGGUACCCCAUCUUGCUGCCCAUGACGGCUAUGUACUGCGUCAUCGCGGUGGGCGGGGCGAUAGGCAACGUUCUCACCUGCCUCGUGGUGGCCAAGAACCGCACCAUGAGGACCUCCACCAACUAUUACCUCGUCAAUCUCGCAGUCGCCGAUCUCCUCACUCUGUUCUUAGCAGCCCUGCCGAUGGAGGUGUACUCGAUGUGGGUCCAGUACCCCUGGCCGUGGGGCGAGGCAGCCUGUCGUCUGCGUGCCAUGAUGCCAGAAUUGGUAGCGCACGUAUCAGUGCUGACCAUCCUGGCGGUGUCUGGUGAGCGGUACGUGGCCAUCACCAACCCUGUCUAUGCCCGCACCACCCACACUCUGGCCCGCACGGCUAGAGUAGUGCCUGUCAUCUGGCUUCUGUCCCUUGUGGCUGCCGUGCCCUGGGGAUACUACUACCAGGUCAACCAGCUACAAGAUCAAGCAGGUGUUGAUUUGCCUCAGAGUUCCUGGUGUUCCAUUCCUUACCAAGACAAAGAGAGCCGGUGGUCCUGGCUCAUCUGGCUAUCAUCUGUAGGCGCGUUCAUACUGCCCAUGACCAUUCUCAUUUUCCUCUACUGCAGAAUUGGCAUGGUGCUUUCCAUGGACCCUCCUGCCCGCACGCCGACGGCGGGCAAUGGUGCAAUCCACACUCGGAGAAUGGGCAUCAGAAUGCUUGUAGCAGUUGUGGUGGCGUUCUUCUUGUGCUGGGCACCGUUCCACGCCCAGCGUCUCAUGUUUGCCAUUGUCACCAGCAAAGACCAGUGGACAGACACCCUCUUCUCCGUACACACAAAGCUGUUCUGUUUCACAGGAGCCUGCUAUUACCUAAACUCUGCUGUCAACCCGCUACUGUACUCCGUCAUGUCUGUCCGCUUCCGCAAUGCUCUGCGCCGAUCGUUGUGCGGCGGGAGGGAUUGGGCGCGCCGCCAGCAGCUGUACUUCUCCAACACCACCCACGGCCAUCUGCAACUCUCUAACAACUCCAAUAUUCUUCUAAGAACCCGAGAGUUCUCUCUUACCUCUUCAAGAAGAUUCCAUGAAACUUCGAAUAGGAACGGUGUACAUUAUGGUUUCGAGCACAUGGACAUGGAAGCCUGAUAUCCGGCAGACGCUCUAGAAGCGUCGCCUCCGAGGAUAAAAGAGUUUUGUGCCUGUGUCGCCGCUAACGGUAAACCGCGGAGGUAUAAUUCUGUCGUGGUUAGUAAGUAUGCUGACAGUGUAGUAUAAAAAAAAGAACAAUAA
Messenger RNA from Portunus trituberculatus (swimming crab), 2809 nucleotides. Its product is annotated as neuromedin-U receptor 2-like. The record is from RefSeq and is a predicted model, not a curated record. Gene Ontology annotation, biological process: neuropeptide signaling pathway. Gene Ontology annotation, molecular function: neuromedin U receptor activity. The transcript is spliced from 11 exons. Lineage: Eukaryota; Metazoa; Arthropoda; Malacostraca; Decapoda; Portunidae. The coding region runs from base 1388 to 2665 and encodes 425 amino acids. Gene Ontology annotation, cellular component: plasma membrane.